Molecule: messenger RNA, 1351 nt
Organism: Oxyura jamaicensis (ruddy duck)
Lineage: Eukaryota; Metazoa; Chordata; Aves; Anseriformes; Anatidae
Gene: MTERF4
Product: mitochondrial transcription termination factor 4
Exons: 3
Coding region: 7-777 (256 amino acids)
Biological process (GO): regulation of DNA-templated transcription
Molecular function (GO): double-stranded DNA binding
Source: RefSeq, a predicted model, not a curated record
CUGGCCAUGGGCUUCAGCCAGGCGCAGGCCCGGCGGCUCCGCGAGCUGCAGCCCCGGCUCGGCCCGCAGCGGGCGGCGGCGGCGGCGGAGCAGCUGCUGCUGCUGGGGCUGAGCGCCGAGGCCGCGCUGGGCCUGCUGGAGCGGAGCCCGGAGCUGCUGCGGGCGGCCGAGGCGCAGCUGAAGGAGCGCGCCCAGUACCUGAGGCGCCUGGGGCUCGGCGGAGGGCAUCUGCAGCGGGUGGCCGGGCGCUGCCCCCAGGUCUUCACCUUGCCCCGGCGGAGGAUGGAGGCGGUGGUGCGGGUGCUGCGGGAGAAGUGCCUCUUCACGGCCGAGCAGCUGACGGAGGUCCUGCAGAGCUGCCCCGGGGUGCUGCUGGAGGAGCCCGGCAGCCUCCAUUACCACUUCCAGUACGCGUACUUCAGGAUGGGGAUCCGCCAGAAGGAGAUGGUCAAGGCCCGUCUUCUCCAAACGCCCUUCGCUGAGCUGAGGAACCGGCACAUCUUCCUGGAGCGAAGGGGGCUCUACCAGACGCCUCUCAAGGGCCAGACCCAAACCAAUAACCCCAAACUGAAGGAGGUCCUUCGUCUCCCUGAAAAAGACUUCCUGGCCAACCUGGCCCGUGCCACCCCGGAGGAGUACGAGGUCUUCAAGAAGCUGCUGGCUCGAGAGGAGGAAGAGGAGGAGAAGGAAGAGGAGGAAGAAGAAGAGGAAGAGGACAGGGAUACACUGUAUAUAGAGGGAGAUCAGGGCUUGGAUGACAGCAGUAGAAGAGUCUGACAGUGAGGAUGGGAGGCUCCGUGGUGUCCCCCAGGCCUCCCAGCCCUACCACCUGGAGCACAGGUAUGAGCCACAGCAGCUGCGGGAUCCUGCAAGGCUCUGCGUGCAGUAAAUCCCAUACAGCACAACACAGCACUGACCCUUUUUCCUCCUCAUUGACCAGGUGCUUUAGAAAACAUCCAGUUUCUAUCAAGCAUUUUUAUUAAAAACAAAACAAACAAAACAAAACCAAAAUAACUAAUUUAUUUCAAAGACAAGGUUAAAUCCUUUUGGCUGUGUUACAUACUGUGCUGGAUGGGGGGAGGCUGCACUUCGCAUCACUGCAGGGAGGAUCCUCCUCCCCCCCCUUCUCAGCCCAUGGCAGGGGAGCAAACAUUCUGACCAUAGCCCCAGAGUGCAGAGGAGGCUCUGGCUCCACACCCUUAGGGAUGGCACAGACUGCUCUGGUGUUCGCACUUGCGGCUAAGGGGCAGCUUUUCCUCCCACACCAGGGAUGUCCAGGACUCCUGCACACACCCUGCCACAUCCCAAGAGCACAGAUCCAGAGAGCAGGAUCAGGCAGCCUUAGCAAAAA